UUGAAGCUAUACGGUCGGUAGCUGGUAUAGUGAUUGUACAAGCACACUUCUGCACACAAUAGAAUUUGAGUUCUAGUAGAAAUAUUGACUUGAUUUAUUUUUGAACAUUUGAUCAAGGAUCGUAGACUGCGGGUAUCAAGAUGCUUCGAAUUAGUCUUGUUAGCUUUGUGUUGAUGCCUCUUCUGUGCCAAGCAGCUGCAUCUGCACUGAAGAAACAAUGGAUUGUCGAUAAGGGAGAUCACGUGCUAAUUUGUUACCAACAAAGUCUAGAGCUGGGCAUCGUGUUGGAUGCCUCAGUGUCCAUCAUGAACUCAGAGUUUGCGGCCGCCAAAAGUUUUCUACAAGACUUUGUCAAAGAGUUCGACGUGGACGGCGGCUUUGUACGGGUGUCUCUGAUCGUGUACGGUGAAGGGCUCUACACACAGGACGGGUUUAACCUUGGGACAUACACACAACUGAAUGACCUAGUGGCGGCCAUUGGGGGAAUCAAGCACCGCCAAGGUAGGAAAACGGAAACAGGGAAGGGCAUCAAAUACAUGUACCAGAGUCAACUAGCCAGUCACCUGACCAGACCCAACGUGCCCAAGGUCGGCGUAGUCUUGACGGACGGAGACUCCCAGGAUAAAGAUUUUACCAAGAAAGAAGCCGAGAACGCCAGAAACCAGAACAUCACUAUGUACGCCAUCGGUGUGGGCCCGAAAGUCCACGAAACUGAGCUGACCAACAUCGCAGGGGACAAGUCACGUGUCUCCCGUGUAGACAAAUAUGAGGAGUUGAGGCGGAUCAAACAAGAGCUAGCUAAUCAGAUUUGUCAGAAGGUUAAGAAAACUGCAACCGAAAAUAUGCAAAACGAAGGAGGUAAAGCUCAAUUAUUCCGUAGAAUUAUAUGUGUAAAAUCUUCAGUUUUUUAA
Molecule: messenger RNA, 911 nt
Organism: Physella acuta
Lineage: Eukaryota; Metazoa; Mollusca; Gastropoda; Physidae
Product: cartilage matrix protein-like
Source: RefSeq, a predicted model, not a curated record